ACGACACGGCCGCAGGCUGGCAGCUGGCCAGCAGCCCUAAAUAUCAUGUCUACAUUUGAUGGCAUCGUGUCCGAAUUUCCCGAAAUUCGCAUUGACGACUUUAGGAAGAAGGUCAACCACCCUAGUCCGCUUGCAUGCUUCCUCUCUCAUGUCCACUCUGACCACUUGCGUGGACUGGAGUCUCUCAGAUCUCCGUUCGUGUACUGCUCACCUGCGACUAAAGAGAUCCUUCUUCGACUCGAGCGUUAUCAACCUCGUAUGAACUUCAACAAGAAAAUCCUCGAAUCGCGCGUCCAGACAUAUAAGCAUCUCAAAGGGUUGUUGAAGUCGAUUCCUUUAAAUACACCAACACAGAUCGAGCUAUGUCUUGGCCAUAGCAUCCGUGUAACACUCCUGGAUGCUAAUCAUUGCAUCGGCGCUGUAAUGUUCCUGAUUGAAGGAAAUAACCGUGCAAUCCUAUAUACUGGCGACAUCAGGUCCGAGACAUGGUGGGUGAACUCGCUGAUCCGAAAUCCGGUCGUAAUACCUUAUACCUUGGGUAAGCGACGACUGGAUCGCAUCUAUCUAGAUACAACGUUUGCCAUGAACUCAAACAUAUAUCGUGAGUUCCCCUCGAAGGCUGAAGGCAUUCGAGAGAUGUUAGAGCAAGUCGAACGCUAUCCUCCUGACACCAUUUUUUAUUUCCACGCUUGGACCUUUGGCUACGAGGACGUAUGGACAGCUUUGGCGGCUUUCUUGAACUCGCGCAUACACCUCGAUAGGUAUAGGUUGAGCUUAUAUCGAUCGCUAGCUAGAACGGGUACUGCACCUCCCUGCUUAGAUGCUGCUCAAUUUUGCGGCUUUGAGCUCGGUAACCACAAGCCCCAGGGUUUCGUGACUUCCGACCCGGUCGUCCAGGUGCACAGCUGCGAGCGAGGCUCAUCUUGCCCUAUCUUUGAUAAAGACGAGGCUCAACGGGUUGUAACCAUCAUACCCAUAGUCACGAGGACCAAGAGCGGUAGUCCAGUGCCUGAAAUCGGUGCUGGUGGAGGCCAGGGUGAUUUGGACCAGACAAACGACUUGAUUAUCGACGACACCCAGGCACUUGAGCAGCUUAUUCGGUUCGCCCAACAGACUUUGCAAGAUAGUAAUCCUAAGCUUCUUCAAUCAACGCUGCGUGUUCUUUCAGCUAUAACGAGAGCAGAUGGUCAUAAAUCUAUACCGCUUCAUGAACUCAAAGCCGCCUUCGAAGAUUCAGCUGACAUCCCAUUGGAGGCUUUCGUCAACGCUCUAGGCAACAAUGGAUCUGGAAGGGAUGGUAGUGCCGACUUUCAAUAUCCUCAAUCGGGCGUAGCUGGCUCAUCAACUCUCCCUGCAACGAUCAGAUUUCCCUACUCCCGCCAUUCAUCCUAUACAGAGCUCUGCGAUCUUGUGAAAGCUUUUCAUCCCAAAGAUGUGUACCCUUGUACCAUCGACGUGAUGUCCUGGGAUCCUUCUCAGACCAUGCGUGCACUUUUUGGGCAUCUUUGCUCUGCAGAUUUGUUUGAACACGAUAAGUUGAUGCUAGAUAGAUAUCAAGAAAUGCAACGAUUUCGAUCGACGAAACGGCGGCUGGAUGAGACGCAAGGCGAAGAUCGACCUCAAUCUAGCGUCAACGGACACAGUAGUACACAGGAAAGUACUGCUUCACCUAAAAAAGGCAGAAGAAGCGGGAUGUAUGAUGGAUCACUACGCAGCAAUGAUGAGGAGCCUUCGUAUGAUUUCACGCAAUAUGCCACCUGUGACACACAGAUGCAACUCGACAAUAUGGGCGACGAUGAUUUGGUCUCAUUCGAAAGAGACCCGCCAUACGAGCACUCGUAUGACACCUUGCAACAGAUUAUCUUCCACGACCUGCAGACCGAAAGUCUGGACACGGACAUUUCCAUCGCUGCGACUACAGGUGCUGAUACCCAGGCUCAUCUCUCUCCAUCCUUCCUAGAACCGCAAAUACCGCAACGGUCAUUUCGGGAUAGGACAGAGUCUCAAGAGAAAGAAUCGCCAACCCUUUUAGUAUCAUCUUCACCUUUCAGCAGAGCAGCACCUGCCGCAAUAUUCGAAACUGAUUCAGGCCCGAAUUGCUCUCCGAGCACAUCAAAACUAAUAACAUCAUCAAAAGCUCGCAACAAUGGCAGACUCUCGCAGGCGAAUGUUUCCAAAAAAGCUUCAUUACCGUCAAUACCGUCUACAGUGAGCACGAAUCCGCCUUCGGGCUCACUGCCAUCACGUAUCAAUACCCAGUUGAACACAAGCAUGAGCGCUCUGUCGCCAAACUACGUGACUCGAAAACUUGCACAUGAUCUUGCCAUGGAAUAUGAUGAACUGACGUGGUUCGAUUUCGAAGGACUGGUGUCUGCGGGAAAUAAUCAUUGCGAGGAGGAAGUUGAAUUGUGA
This is a messenger RNA of Pseudovirgaria hyperparasitica, 2412 nucleotides long. RefSeq lists its product as uncharacterized. Bases 46 to 2412 code for a protein of 788 amino acids. The transcript has 3 exons. Gene Ontology annotation, biological process: double-strand break repair via nonhomologous end joining; interstrand cross-link repair; protection from non-homologous end joining at telomere. The record is from RefSeq and is a predicted model, not a curated record. Gene Ontology annotation, molecular function: damaged DNA binding; 5'-3' DNA exonuclease activity. NCBI's taxonomy places the organism in Eukaryota, Fungi, Ascomycota, Dothideomycetes, Acrospermales, Acrospermaceae.